This is a messenger RNA of Astyanax mexicanus (Mexican tetra), 532 nucleotides long. RefSeq names its product ATP synthase, H+ transporting, mitochondrial F0 complex, subunit g (gene atp5mg). The transcript has 3 exons. Lineage: Eukaryota; Metazoa; Chordata; Actinopteri; Characiformes; Acestrorhamphidae. The record is from RefSeq and is a predicted model, not a curated record. The coding region runs from base 128 to 439 and encodes 103 amino acids. Gene Ontology annotation, molecular function: proton transmembrane transporter activity. Gene Ontology annotation, biological process: proton motive force-driven ATP synthesis.
GGCAGGCUGCGGACAUGCUGAAGUUCAGCGCUGCGCCUGUAGCAGGGGGUCCUUGGCUGUAGGUGACAUUCAUUAUCCGGGGUGAGACGCGGAGUCGAGGUGAAGAACUUCUCCCUGAAGAGCAGCCAUGGCGCAGGCCGUACAGAAACUGGUGGCUAAAGUGCCCACUAUGGUCGGAGCUGCUGUGAGCUACUCCAAGCCCCGGUUAGCAACAUUCUGGUAUUACGCCCGUGUCGAGCUGGUGCCCCCUACCCCAGCUGAGAUCCCCAAGGCAAUGGCAGGCUUCUCUAACUUGAUCAAAGGCUUUCAGACAGGACGUCUCGGUCAGACCACAGUCAGGGAUGCCUUCAGGAAUGGUCUUGUUGCCACAGAAGUUCUGAUGUGGUUCUACAUUGGCGAGAUCAUUGGAAAGGGGGGCAUUGUUGGAUAUGAUGUGUAAAUGUGGACUGUUCUUGUUGCGUGUUCCUUUGUAUUAAGUUAGAACUUCUUGGAAUCCAGGAACUAAAUAAAUGUCUAUUGUUAAACAACAAAA